AUGUUUAGUUUAAUGAGUUUAUACACAGUCGAAAAGUCGAUGUUUCAAACUAGCACUACCAAGAGCCUGCUUAACGCUACAGAAGACUUAUUAAUAGACACGCCUGGGUGUAUAAUACAAAAUUAUUCAAAAACUCUGAAAUUUAAAGAAGCUUUAUAUGAAAAUAAAACUUGCGGUCACCGUGCCAUAUUCGUGAAUAGAAUAGAACAGGACGCAUUAAGCUUUAAUAUACAACAAAAAGCAAUGUAUCAGUACAGCAAAGGAAAAAGUUUUAGUUGUUGCUACAAAUUUGCUUCCAGAUCAACAGUGCCCGGUAAUGAGGAUACGAAAAUAACAUUCACGCCGUGCAAUAUUUUUCAAAAUGGCUCUAUAAUAAAGCUAGAACAGGAAAUCUUAUCCGUAUAUUGUAGCCUCAACGAAGGGAAAACAAAGCCCGUAAUUUAUGAAGAUGCCUAUUUUUUACUUAAGAAGUUAGACACGUCCUCUAAAGUAACUACAAGGGACGAAAAGUCAUGGAAUGUAUUGAUAAUUGGAAUGGAUACGAUGUCGAGAGCAAGAGUGUAUAGUACCAUGCCACACACUGUUGAAUAUUUUGAAAAACAUAAGUGGCUAGAUUUCCGAGGAUAUCAAAAGGUAGGUUUUAACACGUUUCCAAACAUAAUGUCUCUUUUAACUGGAAAGAAAAUGCCUACAAUUUACAAAGCUUGCGCAAAAGGUAUGAACGAGUGUAAUGAAUUGAUGAUGUGGAGUAAAUACAAGGAUGUAGGCUAUUUUACUGCUUAUGGUGAAGAAUAUCUGAGGCUACCUGAUACAUUUUCACGACAUAAGGGAUUUAAAAUUCCACCUACAAACCACUACGCACGCCCAUUUUUUCUAACGGGAGAGAAAAAAAGUGGAAACUAUAUAUGUACUGGUAAACAACCUUCAGCAAUACAUUUACUAGACUAUGCUUUAGAUUUUGCAAGAGCAUACAUAAAUGAAAACUUCUUUGGCAUGUUCUGGCUAAACUCAUUCAGUCACAAUACUGACAAUAUGCCGGCGCUUCUUGAUAAUGACAUGUUAAGCUUCUUAGAAAAACUCGAACACACGGGCGCAUUAAACAAUACUUUCAUUAUAUUCUUAAGUGACCAUGGUAUAAGAUACGGUGAAAUGAGAUUACCAAUAGAGUCUUAUUACGAAGAACGUUUACCGAUGUUAUUUAUGUGGGUUCCAUUAGCGUUUCAAGAAACUUAUUUCGAAGAAUAUCAUAAUACAAAGAUAAAUCAGUAUCGGUUAAUCACACCUUACGAUCUGCAUUCAACGAUGUGGCAUAUACUGAAGUUGUCAAAUGAUUCCAUUCAGGAGAUACCCUCAGAAGCAUGCCCGCAGUGUUCAAGCUUAUUUCUCGAAAAAACAAUAUAUAGGACAUGCUCUGAUGCUGGGGUCAGUGACAAAUGGUGCAGCUGUCACAACAUGGCCGAGGCAAACGAAAAGGAGAACAAUUCACAACAGAGCUUAAAACUAGCGGUGACAUUUAUUAAAAACAGAACCCAAAUAAUAGAAACGACGCGAUGCAUGGAAUGUGCAAAAUUGACAUUGAAAACAGUUUUAAGACAUCAUGUCUACUCAAACGGAACAAAAGAAGUUCACAUUAUAGCAUUUAUGAUGUCGCCAGGUGAUGUAGCAUUCGAGGCAAACAUAUUGACAGAUGAUAAUGAAAUAAAGAUAUUGGAACCUACAGAAACUAUAUCUGCUUAUAACACCAGAGGAAACUGUGUUGUAAAUCCAAAUGAUCGAUCAUAUUGUAAUGAUUACAACAUUCUCCUAUCUGAUUUUCUAGAAUGA
Molecule: messenger RNA, 1824 nt
Organism: Parnassius apollo (apollo)
Lineage: Eukaryota; Metazoa; Arthropoda; Insecta; Lepidoptera; Papilionidae
Source: the annotation of a GenBank genome assembly